ACACUUCCUCAGAGGAAACAAGAAGUAAAACCAGGGAGGAAAGAGUUAACUUUUCCCGGAGCGUAUCAUUUCCUGCUCUGGUUUCCUGGGUUUUCUGACUCUGGCUCUCACUUUCCUGCCGUCGGAGCAGCGCCGGACCGGCUCGCUCUGGCCACUGAUGGUGCUCCAUCCUCUCUGCGCUCCGGAAAACUGAAUUCCCUGAAGAAUCAAUUUGAAAAAGCAGUCAACCUAAACCAGGAUAAAAAGCCUCCUGCUCCCCUUCCGAGCGGCUCCAGCAUUCUCCGCUCACGCUCCGUCCUGACCAGGCCUGCUGCCAUCCGCGAGGAGCCCGCCGCGCCCGUCAAGAACCAGGACCCGCACGCCGACAGGGGGGAUCAGCGCGCAGCCAGACCCGAGCAGCAGCAGCAGCCGCCUGCCGCCCCGGCGGGCGACAAGCAGAGAGGGAUGGACGGGGAUGAGGCCGCAGACAGGCGAAAAGCCGAGCCGAUCGAGGAGGAAGCUCCCACCAGCCCACUCGCCACUUUUGAGAAACCCAAAGUGCAGCUGACUGACCUGAAGAUGAAGUUUGAGAAGGGAGAAGACGCUGCUGGACAGGUCGGCAGGUCGACGAUUCGCAGCACUUCGUCUGAAGACUCAGAACGUCCUAAAAAUUCGUCUCCGCUGACCCGCUCUGCGUCUGUGAGGGUGAAUAAGGCCAAGUAUGAGCUGAGUGUCGCUAAACAUAACGCCGGCUGCUCUACCGACCAACCAAAAGGGACUGCUAUAAGGAAAUCUGUGUCCAUGAGAGUCAAACAGACUCCAGCAGCAGAGUGCAAUGGAGAAGGAACUGAGCAACCCAGAGCAACCAGGCAGACGUUUCGCGUACCAGAGACAACAAAAUGCGCUGCCUGUCAGAAAACGGUGUAUCCUCUGGAGAAACUGGUGGUUGGUGAGCACACUUACCACAAAAACUGCUUCGCCUGCUCUCACUGCAGCACAAAGCUGAAUCUGUGGAACUACGCCUCCCUGCAUGGUAAGAUCUACUGCAAGCCUCACUACAACCAGCUGUUCAAGGCCAAAGGGAACUACGACGAAGGCUUCGGCCAUCGCCCUCAUAAGGAGCUGUGGGAGCCUCGAGGCGACGGAGAGGAAAGCGAGGAGCCGCCAAAGCCCAAAGAGCGACCAGUGGAGGCGAAGCAGCCGGCUGAGAGCGUGUCCGAGCCGCAGCCGGAUCCCAGCGGGGAAACGUCGCCACAGGUCAAGGUCACAGACAUGGCCGCCUUGCUGGAGACCCGCACAAAAACGCGGGCCGGCUCCGGAGAGACGCAGCAGGCUGCAGACAAGCCGGCUGAGAAGCGGCGGCUGAAGGUGGCCUGGCCGCCUCCGGCCGGCGAAGACCGCCCUGGACCGCUGAGUCCGUCCGCAGACGACGUCCCUUCAAACAGAACCCGGAGGGCCAAGUGGCCCCCAGAGGACGAGGUCCACUCAUCCUUCCAGAGCUCGGAGCAGGCCGAGCUGAAGAGCUUGAGAAGGACCUCGUCUCUGAAGGAGCGCAGCCGUGUGUUCACAGUCGCAGCCAAACCGAAACCGACUCCCACAGCCGCCGAGGGCCGCAGGGAGCCGCGGCGGCCACUCAGACAACUGCAGGACUGGAGGGCAUCGCUGGAGGAGAAACUGCCAUCUGAAGACAAACCCAAAGUAAACCACCAGCAGGAGGAAAAGGAAGAGCAGAGGAUGAAUCAGACGCCAAACGGAGGCGUGAGCACCCCGAAGGAGGAGAAUCCCACUGAGGACGAGGAGGAACGGAAGGAGAGAGCGCAGGAGGAGCAACGGAAGGAGAGAGCGCAGGAGGAGGAACGGAAGGAGAGAGCGCAGGAGGAGGAACGGAAGGAGAGAGCGCAGGAGGAGGAACGGAAGGAGAAGCGCUCCUCCCAGGAUGUGGGCUUCUGGGACGACAAGGAGGGGAGCGACGCUGAGGAUCUGAGCGCCGAGGACAUCAUCAAGAAGAACCGCUACUACGACGAAGACGACGAGGAUUCGAUAGUAUAAGAGCAGCUUAAAAAUCCACUUCCAGCAACCAAAAAAGAAAAAAAAAAAACACUUUUAGCUCAAAGGUGGCCGACUAGCUUAGCUUUACCAGAUUUUACUCCUGCAGAAACCAAAACUAUACCAGCUAUCUGUGAAUCAAAUCUUUUAUUGCUCUUUUUAUGUUUCAGUUAUAUUUGUAAAAAAGAUUACAACCUUUUUUUUGGUCAUGUGCCCUUUGAAAAAUGAAGAACAGCUUUUAAAUUAGUUUUAGUUUUGGCUCUGCGUUUGAUUUUAACUCCUGAAAACUUGGUACAGCUCUCGUCUUCGCUCAGGGAUCAAACAGCUGGUUCAACAGUUUUGUCCUUGCCUUCAUUUUACAUUAAUACAGCUUCCUUUCACUUUUCUGUUUUAAACUUUUAUUUCUUCUUUUUUUUUAGUUUAAACGUUUUAUUUGCUUUAAACGUUUUCUUUGCAGAAUACCUGGCUGAUCGUCCACAUACCGCUUGUGCAAUUAGAUUUUUUUUUUCCAUUAUUGUGUUGCAUAUUACAAAAUUAGCAUUUUUUUGUAAAUUAUUCUCUUGAAAUGAAAACGGACCAAAUGAGCUGCCAAAGAUUUGUGGUAAUUCCUAACAUCUCCAGGGGCCUUUUCAAGUUUAAAGGAACAUUUUCAAUUGCAAUCCAUUUUGUAUGCGAAACAUUUUCAAUGUAUUUUUAUGUAAUGGAGUACAAACAUGUUUGCACAACGAUUUGUCUUCUUGUGACUGGAGAUCACAGCCUGUUUCUGAAACAGAAUUAAAAUAUACUACUGAG
Poecilia latipinna (sailfin molly) is the source of this 2817-nucleotide messenger RNA. RefSeq names its product LIM domain and actin-binding protein 1-like. The coding region runs from base 445 to 2028 and encodes 527 amino acids. Lineage: Eukaryota; Metazoa; Chordata; Actinopteri; Cyprinodontiformes; Poeciliidae. The transcript has 8 exons. The record is from RefSeq and is a predicted model, not a curated record.